Molecule: messenger RNA, 1411 nt
Organism: Harmonia axyridis
Lineage: Eukaryota; Metazoa; Arthropoda; Insecta; Coleoptera; Coccinellidae
Product: radical S-adenosyl methionine domain-containing protein 2-like
Exons: 5
Coding region: 240-1229 (329 amino acids)
Biological process (GO): defense response to virus
Cellular component (GO): endoplasmic reticulum membrane; lipid droplet
Molecular function (GO): catalytic activity; 4 iron, 4 sulfur cluster binding
Source: RefSeq, a predicted model, not a curated record
AGAUACUUAUAGAUCUAAUCUGAUAUAAAAAUAUAUAAUUGAUAUCUUUUUAUGAGAUAAAUAUCUAACCAUAUCAAAAUGAUAAGCUGAUAUUUUUUCACAUGCAUCUCGGGUAAUACCCUAAUUCAAUUUUGCUCGAGUGCAUUUAUAACCGACCAUACUACGCACUGUAUGAACAGUCUUUUUAUAACAGUGUGAAUUGUGACUUGUGUUGGUUUUUAAAAUUUUCAACCUCUGAAAUGAAUUCAAUAUUUUUUUAUUUUGUGUCAGUUUAUUGUAAACUGUACGAAUUUUUCAACCGUAUAUUAUUAUUUUCUGUAUUUCAAUUUCAAAGAAAGAAUGAUGAUGAAAUACGACCUCAAAGCGUGAAUUACCAUUUUACGCGAGUUUGUAAUUAUAGCUGUGGAUUUUGUUUCCAUACAGCGAAAACAUCCUUCAUGUUUGACUUGAAAAACGCUAUGAUUGGGCUAAAAAUGUUGAAGCAAGCCGGAAUGGAAAAGAUUAAUUUCAGUGGUGGUGAACCAUUUUUGCCAGGCAAAGGAAAACAUUUGGGAGAAAUGGUGAAAUAUUGCAAACAGUCAUUGAAAUUGGAUUCUGUGACAAUAGUUUCCAAUGGUUCUAUGAUCACGGAGGGAUGGUUUAAAAAUUAUGGUCAAUAUUUAGAUAUUUUGGCUAUAUCCUGCGAUUCCUUUGAUGAGGAAACAAAUAAGGCUAUUGGUAGAGGACAAGGAACAAAAAAUCAUGUUGCCCAGUUGUACAAGGUGAAAAAGUGGUGUUCCCAAUACAAUGUCCUUUUCAAAAUAAACACAGUGGUUAACAGUUACAACUGUAAUGAAAAUAUGGUAGAGAAAAUCAAAGGAUUGAAUCCAAUAAGAUGGAAAGUCUUCCAAUGUCUUCUUAUUGAUGGUGAAAAUGCUGGACCAGAUGCUCUAAGAAAUGCUGAGAUAUUUUAUAUCGACAAUGAAACUUUUGAAAGGUUUUUGAAGAUGCAUGAGGAACUUGAUUGUUUAGUUCCUGAAUCCAAUGUUAAAAUGCAGAAUAGUUACCUAAUUUUGGAUGAAUAUAUGAGAUUUUUGGAUUGUCGUAAUGGUUCAAAAGUUCCAUCGAAAUCAAUACUGGACAUAGGAGUGGAAAAUGCUUUGAAAUUUUCUGGAUUUGAUGAGGCUAUGUUCAAAAAAAGAGGAGGGAUAUAUAAGUGGUCCAAAGAAGCUCAUUCACUUGAAUGGUGAAGAAAAAUUAACAGAUAUCACAAUAUUUUGUACCUGUAAACUUUGUACCUAAAAGCUUUAAAUUCUCAUUAACAUUAAGUAGUAGUUAGUAUUGAAUCUCAGGGUUCUAAAGGUAGUAUUAUUGAGAAUCUUAGUUUUUAUGCAUAAUUUAUAGGCUUUUUAAUAAAAUUCGAUUAAAACAA